Messenger RNA from Aspergillus homomorphus CBS 101889, 4447 nucleotides. RefSeq lists its product as uncharacterized. The coding region runs from base 230 to 4408 and encodes 1392 amino acids. Gene Ontology annotation, molecular function: phosphorelay sensor kinase activity; protein binding. The record is from RefSeq and is a predicted model, not a curated record. NCBI's taxonomy places the organism in Eukaryota, Fungi, Ascomycota, Eurotiomycetes, Eurotiales, Aspergillaceae. Gene Ontology annotation, biological process: phosphorelay signal transduction system; phosphorylation. The transcript is spliced from 5 exons.
GAAUGAGCCAAUUGUACAACAGCAAUGCAGCGAUCUCCACGAAUUCUCACCAAACUAACUUUCUCGUCACCAUUCUCUGCUAGGAAAUCAAGCUCAACUCUCUCCGUCGAAUCCUCUCCCUUGUCCCACCCUUGACUCCUCCGACCGUACACCUGCAAAUCUCUUCCCGCCCAAGUCUAAACAUCAACCCCGCUCCAACACCGGGGUCGUCCCGGCCGGUUCACCGACAAUGGGCGAUCACAAGGCUGCUGCCAACGGCACUGGAGAGGAAGGGGCAGAUAUCGAGUCAUCGGGACGUCCGAUCAGCUUGACAUACAAUGUCGAAGGGGCCCGAGAGCGUGAGAUGCACUUGUUCUAUCCCUACUGGGGAAUCCCUCCGGUGAAGAAGCGAUCGGCUAAUGCCUCUCGUGAUAACGUGCUCACCGUCUUCGCACAACUCGCCACUCUUCGACUUAACACGAAGCGAGCUCUCAUCUCCCUAUUCGACCGAGAAACCCAAUACGUGGUAGCCGAAGCCACACCGCACUACGACCUCCGCAGACACCACAACCAACAACAGGACCCAAAUGCGAAGGCGAAAUCAGGGAAUCUAUGGCUUGGCGUGUGUCAGAUGUCCCGCGAAUAUAUGAAGAUGUGCGAUCAUGCUAUGAAAAGCUUUGUGGAAGACCCAGAGGGUGUCUUUAUGGUACGCGACUUGUCGAAGGAUUCGCGCUUCCACGAUCAUCCCUCGGUGGUGGGACACCCGCAUAAUCGAUUCUAUGUAUCAGUGCCCAUCGUGUCCCCGGGCAAGCAUGUGAUUGGGAACCUUGUGGUUAUCGACGACAAGCCUCGAGAUGGGCUCGUCGAAGAAGAACUCACUUGCAUCCGAGACUUGGCCUUGACCGUGAUCGACCAUCUGCAAUCCCAGCGAGCGAUGCGCGAGGAAUACCGGGAGGAGAAGAUGGUAAAGGCCUUAGCCUUGUUCGUUAAUGGCAAGUCAGACCUUGGGGAAUGGGGCCAGAAUCAGGAUGGACGACCAACAAAAAAGCUGGGUGUUGCGUUGGUCGACAUGUCGGAAGUUAAAACUCGCCUCGACCAUCUCAAGGUCACCGACUCCGAGGACGAAACGGGGCAACAGCCCAACGGUGUGGGUUCGAAGUCUUUGAUUGAUGAGGAUGACACUCCAAUGUCUCCCAAAGGCACAAGCCCUUCCCGGGACAGGAGUUCUUUCCCAGACGACAGUCCUUCUGCAGAAAAUAACCCCUCUUCACACAACGGUAACACCCCAGAUCUGAGUGCCCCUUCAGAGAAGAGCCCCUCACCGGCCGAUGAAGAGGAAGGUUAUACAUUGUCACCAUCGAAGGAGAAUGGUGACAAGGCCAAACCCUUCGAAGAUCGGGUGGAAGAGCGGGACCAUGCAUACGCGCCAUCAGAAGAGAACGGGGUCUUCGAGGCUAGAAGCCCAUCUCCGGCCGGAGAUGAGCAAGGCUACCCAUCCUCGUCAAACAAUGAGAAAGGAGACGGAUCCAAGCGUUUCGAAGACAACAACAAUAUACACCAAGCCCCCGAAGAGAAAGGUUACACGUUUAAGCCAUCCGAAAGCGACGAACACGGGGAUGAAACCACUCCCUCACACAAGGCCACCAAUGGCAAGAAUAAGCCCGAUUCCACCGUGCAUAAAUUCGGAAAGGCAGGGGACAAGCCUGCCAAGAGCCCGAAAGGCUCGCAUGCUCAGGCACGGCCAACUCGUCCAAAGCUCUCACCGACCACUAGUCGCCUCCAGGAAUCCUUGGUACCGUCCAAUGUGCGAACAAUUCUCAGUCGGGCUUCAAACCUGAUUCACCAAGCCCUUGAUGUGGAAGGAACGAUGUUCCUCGAUGCGUCGGUGUACGCGAGACGGCAAAUGAUGGGCUCAACUAGUGACUUACACGAAGACCGGAAACCCAGCCCUCGAAAACGAUCGAGCGAUGAACAGGGGACGCCCAAGAAGGCGCAGGCCAAAGACCAGAAUCUGGGUUCAGCAACGCUGGUCCUCGGUCAUUCAACAAAUGCAGGUGCGACCCAGGUACAUGAGCCGGGUGACCGCCAUUAUGUCUCUCUAUCCAGCGAACUGGUGAGUCGAAUCAUCGACCGAUACUCACGCGGAAAGAUUUUUCAUAUCGAUGCGGACGGGACAAUCACAAGGAGUUUUGAAGGGACCGCGCUCAGCUCAGAACUGGAAACCCAUGUUCGAGGAGAGGGGAGCGGCGGGCAAGUCAAGACACCCCACGAUGCCAUGAUCCAGGAAGAGAACCGGGACAUUCGCGAUCUCAUCAAGGUCAUGCCCGGGGCGCGGUGUAUUGCAAUCUUCCCCCUAUGGGACUUCCAGCGCAACCGAUGGUUCGCAGUUAAUGUGGUGUGGACGAGAGACCCUGGUCGAGUUUUGUCGGAGCCAAAGGACUUGACGUAUAUGGCAGCCUUCAGCAACAGCGUCAUGGCAGAGAUCUCCCGACUGAACCUGCAGGCAGCCGACCGCGCCAAGGCCGACUUCAUCUCCUCGAUUUCCCAUGAGUUACGCUCCCCGCUGCAUGGCAUCCUCGGCACGUUAGAACUGUUGCACGAUACGGCAACCAGUACCAUACAGCGGCCUUUGUUGGAGACUGUCCAAAGUUGUGGAAAAACCCUGCUCGAUACCUUGAACAACCUCCUGGACUACGGCAAAAUGAAUGCGCUGAACGACCCCCAAGGAUCGCAGAAGCAGAAUGAGUCGAAGAACGAGGAGGAACGUCGCUCUAGCAAAUCAGCGGGUCCUCCCGAGCAAGAAGAAGAUCUCAGUCUGAUCGUGCAGGAAGUAGUCGAAGGCUUGGUCGCUGGCCAGGACUUUUUCUGGCGAACCACCGACAGCAAAUCAGAGAAGGAGAGGCAAGUCAAGGAGAAGAAAAGUAAGGGUAACCUCAAGGAUGUCAUCACCAUCGUCGACAUCCAGUGGCAAGAAAGCUGGCAUUGCAAAGUCAACCCGGGCGCGUGGCGCCGAGUCAUCAUGAACCUCUUCGGUAACGCCUUGAAGUAUACCGAGAAAGGGUGUAUUCGACUGCGGAUGGAGAACGGCAGCAUGCUACUGGAUAACGAGAAGGUUCCCGCGGUCCGGAUCGUGAUCACGGAUUCAGGUCGUGGUAUGUCAGAGGACUACAUCUUGCACCAUCUGUACACGGCAUUUGUGCAGGAGGACACGAUGUCACCUGGAUUAGGUGUGGGGGUGCACAUUGUGAACCAAAUAGUCAAGUCCAUGUCCGGUCAGAUAGAGUUCAACAGUGAGCUUGGCGUGGGAACUGAAGUCAGCCUACUGAUUCCCGUGACGAUGAUUCAAGACAAGUCAGCGACGUCGUUGGCUUCUUCAAGGUAUGCGGCAUUGAAGAAGAGGUUGCACGGACGCACGGUGGCUCUGUUCACCAAUACACUGCAAGCCGAUGACCUCAAGGUGAAGCCACAGUUUGUUGACAACGUCGUGACGAACCUUCGACAGAUGAUCAGCGAUUGGUUUGGCCUGCAGGUAUUGACGGCUGGAGAACUGGAAGGACAAGCGGCAGACAUCAACGUCAUCACCCAAGAUGAAUACCGUCGGCAUUAUAACCCAGAUUCUGAGGAGCCGGGCGGUCUGUCUCCGUCGGUGUCGACCAGCGUGGGAUUUCCAUUGAUUGUCCUCAGUGCCAACGCUACCAAGGCUGCUGAUCUCCGGUCCGAUCGCGAAGAUGUUGUCUUUUUCUACCAACCUGUGAGCCCCAAGAGUUUGGCCACUGCUUUCGAGACUUGUCUCGACAUCAAGGAGCGCUCGGAAGAAGGCAGCCAACGGAUGCAGUCAACGCCAUCUCCUCUGUCAGACAACCAGACCUCGUUGCCCGAGCGUGCAGUGAAUGGGUCUAGACCGCAGGGCGCGAAAUCAAGAGGGAAUGAGGAGUCUGGUGAUCAGCAAGGAGCCUCUGAACGCGAUAGUCAGGUGGCGAUGAAUGAUUCUGGUGAUGAAGUAACAGAACGGCGGCAGCCAAACACCGGUUCUGGCCCACGCAAAGUUCUUCUGGUAGAAGACAACGCCAUCAACAUUCAGCUCCUCGAAAUGGCUGUCAAGAAGUGCAAGUUUCAAUACCACUCGGUGUCAAACGGAUUGGAGGCGGCCGAGGCUUUUCGAAGCGCGGCAUUUGAUGCCGUGGUGAUGGACAUCUCGAUGCCAGUGAUGAACGGGCUCGAAGCCACACGCAAGAUCCGGCAGUGGGAACGAUCCAAGGGGUUGGAACCCACGGUCAUCAUCAUCCUCACAGCCGGGGUGUCACCGGACAUCCAGCACGAGGCCCGGGCGAGCGGAGUCAAUCUGUUCCUGAUGAAGCCAAUCUCGAUCGUCAAGCUGCAGGAUAUUCUACGUGACAUGCCUGACGCGAAAAAGGGGGCUUUGUUUUAGGGUGUGUUCUGAAUUGGAGUGGGCGUUCUAGGUUGUGGG